This is a messenger RNA of Hypanus sabinus (Atlantic stingray), 1879 nucleotides long. It is a transcript of the gene slc25a38b, whose product is annotated as solute carrier family 25 member 38b. Gene Ontology annotation, cellular component: mitochondrial inner membrane; mitochondrion. Gene Ontology annotation, molecular function: glycine transmembrane transporter activity. The record is from RefSeq and is a predicted model, not a curated record. The transcript has 10 exons. Lineage: Eukaryota; Metazoa; Chordata; Chondrichthyes; Myliobatiformes; Dasyatidae. The coding region runs from base 377 to 1288 and encodes 303 amino acids. Gene Ontology annotation, biological process: glycine import into mitochondrion.
GCGCGCGGAGCCUCGGAGAAGCAGCUGAAACCGGUUUGGAUCGAGCGAGAGGCGAAGGAGAAGAGCGGCGGCGCCGGAGCCGGAGCCGGAGUCGGAGCCGGAGUCGGAGUCGGAGCCGGGAGAGCGGGCGGCAAAGAGCGUGAAAGGGUUGCCGGGUCGAGCCGGAGAUCAGGAAGAGAACCAGAUCCCAGCCCGGGAUCAGGGAGCAGCAACUCAUCCCAGGGUCACCUAGCCCGGGACCAGGGAUCCGAUUCCACCUGAGAUCCAGGGAUCUGAUGCUGACUUAACUGAAUCCAGCUCAGCUCAGGACCAGGAACCCAUACAAUCAGAGCUGAAGACGUUAAUCCAGGAUCGUAUCCUGAGGAAGAAAGGAAAAAUGGAGGUUUUUCUGUGUCACCCCGUGCUGAAGGCCUUCAUGUGUGGAUCUCUGAGCGGGACCUGUUCGACGCUGCUUUUCCAGCCCCUGGACCUCGUGAAGACUCGCCUGCAAACUGUGCAAGGCUCAAUGAGUGGGUCUGGGCGUGUUGGAAUGAUCACCAUUUUACUGAAUGUUAUUCGUACUGAGCGAAUUAUUGGAUUGUGGAAAGGAGUGUCUCCGUCAUUUGUCCGAUGCAUUCCCGGUGUGGGGAUUUAUUUCAGCACGCUCUACUCCACGAAACAGCACUUCUUCAGCGAGAGGAGCCCAACGGCGCUGGAGUCGGUGGCUUUAGGUGCCAGCGCUCGCACUGUAGCGGGCAUCUGCAUGUUGCCCGUAACCGUGGUGAAGACUCGAUACGAGAGCGGGAAGUUUCAAUACGAAAGUGUGUUCAGUGCUUUGAGGAAUAUCUACAAGACUGAGGGUGCACGGGCACUGUUUAGUGGACUGACAGCCACACUCCUCCGUGAUGCCCCCUUCUCCGGGAUUUACCUCAUGUUCUACACGCAGACCAAGAAAGCAGUGCCUGAAAACCGGUACGAGACACCGAUUGUCCCUCUGAUCAACUUCAGCUGUGGCAUCUUCGCAGGCAUUUUGGCUUCUUUGGUGACACAGCCAGCGGACGUUAUAAAGACACACAUGCAGCUGUCUCCUGAGAAGUAUCGGCGAGUUAAACACACCAUCAUUUUCAUCUUUGAGGGGUUGCUUGGAGUGUUCUUUUAUCUUCAUGGAGUAAUUUUUGCCAGGAUACUGACUCACCAGCAGUUGGACCUUCCAGAUAUAGAACGAUGGAGUUGUGGGAUUUUUCCGAGGAGCCGUCCCUCGUUCAUUGCGGCGCUCACUCAUGGCUGCCAUGGCCUGGACAGUGUAUGAACAGAUGAUGACCAAGUUGGGCCUCAAGUCAUGAAAAGCCGGACAGUUAAAGGAAGGACCUUAGGAUAACGGAGAGAAGGGACAAUGUCACUGGAGUUUUGUGUCCUGAGACUUCAACAGGCCUGAAGCCUUUGAGUGUGAACAGUGAUUCUUUUUCUUUGGUUUUAAAAAAAUUGGCUUCAUAGCAGAGUGAAGUUCACACAGUUUCAACCAAGCCAGAGAAUUCCUGGUAGUCAUGCAGACAUCCACAAUAACCUCGAGCCCUGUGCUGUUCCACUGAGGUUAUGUAACAGCCAGGAGUCACCUGUUUGUAACUCUGGAACCUGCCUGACCUUUUCCCAACUGACCUUGGGACAGUGGUGAUUAAGCAGCAAAAGGUGGUUAUUAAAAUACUGCAGUCAAUACCACUUGAUGGAAACCGUGCGUCACUCCUAUUGAUUGUGACCAAGCCCAGUCAACAGACAGAGCGGGGGAAUAUUUUACCUUGUGUGAGAUAAGAACACAGAGAUCACUGUACCAAAUGAUCUAUUUAAAUCUUCACAUUUCCCGCAUUAAACAAUCAUGCUUUAUUAAAGAAUACUUCUCUAUGAA